UGAAUGUUCUGGGCACCAUUUAAGUAUGGGGGUCGAAUACUUGUAUCGUUGUGCAUAUAAAUAAAUAUAUUUUUUCAAAAUAGGUAUGCAUCUCAUCACCCUCCUCCUGAAACCGCGACUGGUAAUGUGCAUGAUACUUUUGGAAAUGUGCAACAAAGAGUAGAAAGGUGGAGAAUGCUUCUGGAAACUACCGAAUUGCAAACAAAAUUCACAAUUGAAUGCGCUAUUGAAGACCGAUUAAUGCCGAGAUGACCCGAACAAAUAUUAUGUCCUUGACGAUUCUAUUUUAAGCUUCAGCGUGCAGAAGGAGAUUUGCUGACAAACAAAAUGUCGGGUUUGUACCAUUCACCAGCAGUUAAAAACCCAACUCGAGAGGAGUUGGCCAAAAUAUCAGAUGACCUUGGUCUGAAAUGCCACCCAGAAGAAAUUGAUGCAAUUCUAGGUCAUUUUAUUAAAGGAACAUCUAAAGCACUUCAGAGAAUAAAUGACAUGGUGGAGCCAGCUCUUCCAGUGAAAUAUCCCCGCACUCCCGGACAUCGCCCAUCUCCUAGCGACAACCCAUUCAAUGCAUGGUACUGGUGCUGUGAUAUCCAGUCUGGGAAGAAAGGAAAGCUGGCGGGAAAGACCGUGGGAGUCAAAGACAGCAUCGCAGUGGCCGGCGUGCCCAUGAUGAAUGGAAGUAAAAUUCUGGAGGGAUACACACCAGAAUUUGAUGCUACGGUUGUCACGAGAAUUUUAGAUGAAGGAGGCCACAUCAUUGGUAAAACAGUGUGUGAGGACUGCUGUUUCAGUGGCAGUAGCUUCACGUGUUCCACGGGCCCCAUCCUGAACCCACACGAUGAAACAAGAUCUGCUGGGGGAUCCAGUGCAGGAAGUGCAGCCUUGGUUGCAGGGAACAAAGUUGACCUGGCAUUGGGCGGAGACCAAGGUGGGUCUAUCCGGAUCCCGUCUAGUUUCUGUGGCAUUGUGGGCCUGAAGCCGACUUACGGCCUGGUACCCUACACCGGGGCUGGAUCUAUCGAAACUACAGUUGACCAUCUGGGACCGAUGGCCAGAACCGUUCAGGACUGUGCUCUGUUGCUGGAGGUUAUUGCCGGCUUGGAUGGAAAAAGAGAUCCAAGGCAGCCCCGAGAUCUCACAGUUCCUGAAUACACGAAACUGUUGGAUGCAGGAAUUGCUGGAAAGAAGAUUGGUUUACUUGAUGAAGGGUUCCAUUUUUGUAAAGAGGAGGAUGUUAAAAAUGUGGUACAGACUGCAGCUCUGAAACUUGCCCAGGCUGGAGCUACUGUGGGGCAUGUGUCUGUGCCAGAACAUCUCGAUGGUGAAACUUUGUGGUUUGCCAUUUGUGUACUGGGAGGCUAUGACUGUAUGAUUAAGGAUUCUGGUGUUGGCUCCCUGCGCAAAGGCCACUAUGCAACCUCGUUACAUGAAGCGACAAACCGUGGAUUCACUACUCGACCUUAUGACCUGCCCAUCUCCAUGAAACUGACGGCCAUCACAGGAGAGUACGUCAGCAGGAUGUACGGCAAGAAGUUCUAUGCCAAGGGACAAAACCUGAACAUGCUGCUCACAGAGGCGUACGACAAAGCUCUCGAGAAAUACGAUGUCUUGAUACUUCCAACGUUGCCAUAUAAGGCAACAAAGUUACCUGUAGAAGGAAGCUCAACCAGUGAUUUGUUUGAAAAUGCAUUUACAAUGCUCCACAACACGGCUCCAUUUGACAUCAGUGGCCACCCAGCUCUCACAAUCAAUGCAGGCUUUUCAGAAAGUCUGCCAGUUGGUAUGAUGAUUGUUGGCCGCCAUUUUGAUGAAACAACUGUGCUGCAAGUGGCGAGAGCUUUCGAAAAGCUGAAAUAAUCUGGAAAUACAGAAUGAAGAUUAGAAUUAGCCUUUAAGUGUGAAGUAAUUAUAUAUACAUAUAUUUCAUAUGCAGAUGAAUAUUUUGUAAUUCAUAUUAGGUUGGACUAUACCAGUUCAAAUCCCAUAGGCGACCAUGUUAACGUUUGUGUUUAAAAACACUAUAUGCAA
Gigantopelta aegis is the source of this 2028-nucleotide messenger RNA. RefSeq names its product amidase-like. The record is from RefSeq and is a predicted model, not a curated record. The transcript has 11 exons. NCBI's taxonomy places the organism in Eukaryota, Metazoa, Mollusca, Gastropoda, Neomphalida, Peltospiridae. Gene Ontology annotation, molecular function: catalytic activity. Bases 328 to 1857 code for a protein of 509 amino acids.